AUGGGGACCGCUCUCCCUUGGGCGGAAGAAGUUAAAUGCUUGCACUCAAAACCUAGGAAACAAGCAAAGCAAAUACGGUCACCCUGCACGCUCCCAGCCCCAGCUCUCCCAGUCCCAGAGCUGGGAAGGUGGGAGGAGAGAGGCCGCGCCUGGAGGAGGCUGGUUAUCUUGGAGAACUUGGGCGAGGCCGAGGGGGCCGAGAGCUCCGCACGCAUCGGGGCGCAGCGGGGGCUGCGGGAGCGUGGGGCUGAUCUCCACCGAGGUCUGGGUUUCUUCUCUCGGCAACGACCUCCCAGCCCCUUGGAUUCCGAGUGUCAGCAUGAGAAUUCCGGAACCACAGUAGUCUACCCACCUCGAUUUAAGAACCAGGAAACCGAGGGCAGGGGCCGUUCCGGGAAGCCAGCCUUCCGGAAGCCGCGCAGUGGCUGUGGCUGCGCCAAGGGCGCAGUGCGCGGGCCAGGCCCUGCAGGCGGCCGCCCAGCGGGAGAGCUAGCGCAGGGCGCGCCCUUUCGUGCUAAACGCUUCCAGGCGCUGCGCUGCAGGAACAAGACACUCCUCCAAGUGCCCAGUCAAGAGUCAGUGUGGGAGCUGGUGGCCUGGCCCAAGUCCUCCAGCAAGCAGGCACCAUGGUGGGAAGACAUGUAUUUCUCUUUGCCCCGCCUCCCUGGGACAUGCCUCUGUGAGUACAGCCCGAGGACAAAGGUGAUGGCCCACUCUGGGCCCAACCUAGUCUCCAGGUCCACCCUUCAAGCUUUUCCCUCCUUGCCAUCUAAAGAGGAUCUCAUCUCUUUGGGGGACCAGCCUCAGAUGAAGCCUCAAUCAGCUUCUCACAAGAAGACCCCCAAGGUAGAGCCAAGGCUUCCAACUAAGACCAGGUCUCAGCCUUCCCACAAGGGGUCCAGUGCCUCCCAGUCCUUGCAACAACUGGUCCCGAUGGCAGUUUGGCCUUCGAUUAUUAUCAACCCCCCUGCCAAGAGCUUGCCUCUCAAGGGCAGACACCUACCCUCUGCCACGGAGGUUUCUCACUCUCCGGCUGCCAUCCCCUUACCCUACAUUUUUCCAAAAUAAAUAUUUUUG
Nycticebus coucang (slow loris) is the source of this 1077-nucleotide messenger RNA. RefSeq lists its product as uncharacterized. The coding region runs from base 1 to 1068 and encodes 355 amino acids. The record is from RefSeq and is a predicted model, not a curated record. NCBI's taxonomy places the organism in Eukaryota, Metazoa, Chordata, Mammalia, Primates, Lorisidae. The transcript is spliced from 4 exons.